AUGGACUCCGCACCUAAACCUCAAGGCGGAAAGCUACACCUCCUUUUCGUCCGCCACGGCGAGACACAGGACAACAUCGACCGAAUCCUUCAAGGCCUGCGAGACACCAGCUUGACGGAGAAGGGCCACAGAGAAGCCCAAGUCCUCGCUGACAAGUUACGCGGACAAAAGAUCGACGCUGUGUAUCACUCGCCCCUGUUGCGAAUGGUGCAGACGAUUAAGCCCAUCCUCGCAGACCGUCCCGGUGUCCAAGUCUAUGCGGACCAGGAUCUGACGGGACAGGCUCUCGGGGAGCUCGAGGGCCGCUCGUACGACACGAUCGACAUGGGCAACCCGCGGAGCGCCGAUGGUGGCCCUGGCGUGGAGCUCUUUGACGAUUUCGUGAGACGGCUCAAGCGAGCCUUUGCCCGCAUCGUUGGCGUCGAGGCCAAGUUGGUCAAAGAACAAGAUCGAAUCCUGCUGGUGGCGACGCACGGAGUGGGCAUCACGUCCAUUUUCAAGACUCUGGAAUCCAGCCCUUCGUGCGAUGGAUUCAACCCCAAACUGGCCACUCGAGGUCCCGACGCGUUCGAGGUCAGAUGGACCGACAGUGAUGAUGUGGCGAGACUCGUCGUCUCACAGCCCGCGCAGCUACCCAUCAAGGACGGGGUGUUGGACUGGGAUUCGAUCUCUGGCCAACCAUUUCUAAUAGAGGUCUGGGGCAAGAAAGAAAAGGCAUUAUGA
This is a messenger RNA of Fonsecaea multimorphosa CBS 102226, 723 nucleotides long. RefSeq lists its product as uncharacterized. Bases 1 to 723 code for a protein of 240 amino acids. Gene Ontology annotation, biological process: regulation of pentose-phosphate shunt; negative regulation of programmed cell death; positive regulation of DNA repair. The record is from RefSeq and is a predicted model, not a curated record. The transcript has a single exon. NCBI's taxonomy places the organism in Eukaryota, Fungi, Ascomycota, Eurotiomycetes, Chaetothyriales, Herpotrichiellaceae. Gene Ontology annotation, molecular function: fructose-2,6-bisphosphate 2-phosphatase activity. Gene Ontology annotation, cellular component: cytosol.